AAAAAGUAUCGGCCUGCCGAUAGUUCCCGGCCGUUAGCCAAGUCCAAAUUCGACCGACCAAUAGUCUCGCAAAACACAAAACAAAGGCACACCACACGUCGUGCUCUCGCCGAAUUCCGCCGCCGUCGCCUGAAACUCACACAAAAUAGCAAAAUUCUAGGUGGUACGAGCCGACGACGACGAAGAAUCUGAGAAACCGCUUAUAUAAUCCGGCAGUGAAGGAGACAGGCCCCCAAAUCCCGACAAGAUGUUGCGAAUCCUGCGAAGUUCCUCAUCCAGGUGCUCUAGUCUUCAGCAGAGCGUGCUGAAAAGUUCCACUCGCUGUCUUGGUUCCGUUAUACCGGACCUUAAACUGAAGGACUUCCCGAUCGUCAAUGAGCCGAUCCUAGGAUAUCGCAAGAACUCUAAGGAGCGUAAGGCCCUCGAGCAGGCUCUGAAGGGUACGGCCUCCAGUUGCGAAGACAUCCCCAUCGUAAUCGGCGGCAAGGAGUACAAGACGCCGGACGUUCGAUACCAGGUCAUGCCCCAUGACCACCAACACAAGCUGGCCAGCUUCUACUACGCCGACAAGAAGCUCAUCGAGAAGGCCAUCAAAACGGCGGUGGAAACGCAGCCCAAGUGGGACCGUGUGUCGAUUGCAGACCGCCUGAAGAUCUGGGAGAAGGCAGCGGACCUAAUGGCAACGACGUACCGCCAGGAUCUCAACGCCGCUACCAUGCUGGGCCAGUCCAAGACUGCGAUCCAAGCGGAAAUCGAUUCGGCAGCGGAGCUUAUCGACUUUAUACGAAUGAAUGCCUAUUUUCUGAAGGAGGUCACUAAAUACCAGCCCAUCAGCGAGAACAUAAAGGUCACGAAGAACUCGUUGCGCUAUCGUGGCAUUGAUGGCUUCAUCGCCGCUGUCAGCCCCUUUAACUUUACGGCCAUCGGUGGCAACUUGUCCUACACGCCAGCUCUGAUGGGAAACGGCGUGCUGUGGAAGCCCUCGGACACUGCCAUGCUGUCCAACUGGAUUAUUUUUAAGAUUAUGCGCGAAGCGGGAGUGCCCGAUGGAGUCGUCAACUUUGUGCCCGCCGAUGGGCCCGUGUUUGGGGACACGAUUACGGCCAGUCCCCACCUCGCGGGCAUCAAUUUCACCGGCUCUGUGCCAACCUUCAACCGCCUGUGGAAGCAGGUGGGCAACAACAUCGACAACUACGUGAACUUUCCCCGCUUGACUGGUGAGUGUGGCGGUAAGAAUUUCCACUUCAUACAUGCAUCAGCUGACGUUGAGUCAGUGGUGACCUCCACGAUACGCUCAGCAUUUGAGUACUGCGGCCAAAAGUGUUCCGCCUGCUCGCGCAUGUAUGUGCCGGAAUCCCUGUGGCCACAGAUCAAGGAGGGCCUGGUAUGCGAGGCAGCAAAGCUGAAGAUCGGCGACGUUCAAGACUUUAGCAGCUUCACAUCGGCUGUGAUUGAUGACAAAGCAUUUAAACGCAUUACGGGCUACAUUGAGCAUGCCAAAAAGUCCCCGAACCUCGAGAUUCUCGCCGGCGGCACUUACUCAGACAGCAAGGGCUACUUCGUUAAUCCGACCAUUGUUCUCAGCAAGGAUCCGAAGGACCGCAUCAUGACCGAGGAGAUUUUCGGUCCCGUGCUAUCAAUUUAUGUGUACAAGGAGUCGGACCUCCUUGAGACCAUGAAACUGGUGCACACCUCUACCAAGUUUGCUUUAACCGGAGCAGUAUUCGGGCAGGACGAGGAUUUCGUCAAGUGCGCUCUGCAGGAGUUUAAAAUGGCCGCUGGAAACUUCUACAUCAACGACAAGUCCACUGGAUCCGUGGUGGGCCAGCAGCCAUUCGGAGGCGGCCGGAUGUCCGGCACCAAUGACAAGGCCGGUGGACCACAUUAUAUUCUGCGCUGGACCUCUCCGCAAUCCAUCAAGGAGACCUUUGUGCCGCUGCGGGACGUUAACUAUCCAUACAUGUGCGAGUAAGCUGGCCGACAGAAGAUGCGCAAGGGGAAUGGGAUGAGCAAAAGUAGUGAAAACCAGACAGGAAUCUCAUAUAACUACUAACUAUAUAAACAUAUAUAAAUGUAUUUUGUUGAAAUAUUUUUAAACACCUCCAACACCCAAAGACCCGCCCCGUAACAUCUACAUACCUAGUUCAGAUAGCUUCGAUUUGUAUACACACACACUCUAAGAAUCUCAAAAAAACCCAUGAGAAUGCCUCGAAAGUUUGUAAAUUGAUAUGCUGAUACCUUCGUACUACAAACACACCAUGACAUUGAUAUUUUAAAUGAAUACUAUGUAAUAUCAUUAAUUUAACGUACGAUUUAUACGCAAUGUGAUUAUUUAAUUAUAUGAUUUAUAAUUAAAUGGCCCGCCUUAUGUUUUAUUCGUUAUCGAUAUUGCUUGAAUUGGUUGAACCGUUUUAAAUUAUGAAAUACUUAAUGUACACACCUAUGUAUGUGAAAUCAAACGACAAUACAUUCUGAAUACUAAAUGUGAAAGAUCAUGAAGAGAUAAAGUGAAACCUAGUUACAUGUAACGUAAGCAUCAAAUUCAUAUUAAUAAAUAUAACAAAUUAAAAGAAUAA
Messenger RNA from Drosophila simulans, 2576 nucleotides. RefSeq names its product delta-1-pyrroline-5-carboxylate dehydrogenase, mitochondrial (gene P5CDh1). The record is from RefSeq and is a predicted model, not a curated record. The coding region runs from base 248 to 1972 and encodes 574 amino acids. Gene Ontology annotation, cellular component: mitochondrial matrix. The transcript is spliced from 8 exons. Lineage: Eukaryota; Metazoa; Arthropoda; Insecta; Diptera; Drosophilidae. Gene Ontology annotation, molecular function: L-glutamate gamma-semialdehyde dehydrogenase (NAD+) activity.